Seriola dumerili (greater amberjack) is the source of this 2809-nucleotide messenger RNA. RefSeq names its product PWWP domain-containing protein MUM1L1-like. The transcript has 14 exons. The record is from RefSeq and is a predicted model, not a curated record. Lineage: Eukaryota; Metazoa; Chordata; Actinopteri; Carangiformes; Carangidae. Bases 368 to 2212 code for a protein of 614 amino acids.
AGUCGUAGUGGUAGUGUGAUUGUUCACGGGGAUUGUGUUACAAACUGUUGGUUUCGCUAUACUGAAUAUUUAAACACUUAAUCGCAAAGUGGAAGUCUUUUUAAUCCGAAAAACUUUUUUCAGUGGUGAAUCUGUGCAGUGUGCGUGAACUGACCUGGCCUGAAAUUCGGAGCUAAUUGUCCGAAAUGUAGGCUGAUUUUUAAGCUGCCAAUCGUUUUACUUGUCUUAGCCCUGGCAGCAGCGCUAGAGACUCACCUCUCCAGGUGAAGGAAAUUUGCUUUGAUACAUGUCACAUUUGGCUACUUCAGUAGACUUCUGACCCAAUGAACUCAAGGGAAAUCUUUUCAGCAACACGACUACACCAACAAUGAAAGGUGGACUUCGGAAAACAAGAAAAACGGAACCUGAGAAGACAUCAGCAAAGAAAGUCAACUCAGACAAUGUUUCAUCUCCAGUCACAGAGGAAUCAAAUGCUGUGCCAGGCAGUGAUUUUGGACUUCGGAAAACAAGAAAAAGGGAACCUAAGAAGACAUCAGCAAAGAAAGUUACCUCAGACACUGUUUCAUCUCCAGUCACAGAGGAAUCAAAUGCUGUGCCAGGCAGUGAUUUUGCCAUAGACAGCCAGUCCUCAGCAUGUUUCUUACGAAGUACUCCAAAAAGAGGCAGGAGACAAACAGGACGGACACAAGAGGCCUGCCAGACCUCCACACCAGUGCACAGCUCCUCCACUGAUAACCUGUCCAGUAUAUCCUCAAAGUCCCCUCCUGGAGCAAAACAAGCAGAGCUGGAAUACACGGAAAUCAUCACUCAGUUAAAGACAUCAGAGGUAGAUUCGCCAUGCCUCAAAUCAAAAUCUCGAAGCAAAUGCAAGAGGGGUUAUUCUUGCCAGCCAAGACAAGUCAGAAAAAGGGUGACAAAGGAGCAAACACAGACCUGCAGUAAAACCAACCGUCCACAAGCCAAGUGCCAGCCCAGCAAGAAGCGGAAGAUUGAGACAAGGAAUUUACAGAAGGAUACCACCUCUCUGUUAUCCAAACAGAGACCUAGACCAAGAUUUGAACUGAAGAAGCUUGAUGUAGAAGAACAAGACGAGUCUUUGCUGUCUUCAGAUCUAUCAAUAGAGCUGAGUCCUGAUGAGGAGCAGCUGCCAUCUUUGUCUUUCCAGGAAGAUGAGGAAAGUGAUGAGGAGGAGCUACCAAGCUUCUUGGUGCAGAUGGACAAAAAGUCCCUUUCCAUUACAGAAGGGGCGUUUGUGUGGUGCAAAUUUAGAAAUUAUCCAUUUUGGCCUGCAUUGGUAAAAAGUGUGAACCGUAAGCAGAAAAAAUCCAGCAUCAUAUUCAUUGAUGACCCGAUGAUUCAGAAAAAGAAAGGGUUUUCUGUGGCUCUGAAAACCCUGAAGCCUUUUGACUGUGCAGAAGCUGAUCAGCUGGUGUGUAAAGCCAAAGAAAAGUAUGAUGCUGCAAUUGCGUGGUCCUUGGAUCUCAUAGCAGACUACAGAAUACGUAUUGCAUGUGGCUCAUUUUCUGGCUCCUUCAUUGAGUACUUUGCUCAUGGCAUGAGCCAUCCAGUGAGGCGGAUGUAUCCGCAGGCAGCCUCAGAGAGACUAACCAUCACCAGUGAUGCAAUGUUGGAGGAACUGGGUGACGAUCAUAAGGAGGACAGCUUUAUUGAACAGUCGGAAGAGGUCAGCAGGAGUUCAAAGAGGCUACUGCCAGACCGGACUCAUGCAGCCCACAACCGCGCUAAUGAAAAGCUCGUACAUUUCAUCGUCAAGCAGCGUAUGGUGGAAGGACGCCUCCUGGCUGUGAUCCGUGGGCAGGAGCAGUCCAGAUGGCUGCACUCCUUUCUGAGGGCCAAACGGAGGCAGGUGGUAAACAUAUACCUGGAAGAUGACCAGCAGUUAGACCAGGUCUACUGGUACCUAAAUGAGGUCUAUGCAUCAGCCAUGGCAACUGCUCCUUUCCUGGCUAAGGUGAAAUCCAUGGAACGUGUCCCCUUUGUCCUGGAUGUGCUUCUUCCUGAGGCCAUCAUCUAUGCCAUAGCUGGUGUGGACAAUGUCUCACUAAAAAAGGCAGAGGAAAAGUACCUAAAAGGACGAUGUAUAAGCAACAGAGAAAGACAGGAGUUUGACUUGAUGAUUGAGCGGGAAAUAAGAAAAAAAUCACAGCAUCAGAACACUGCACGUGCAUUAUUCUCUGACCCCAUCAGUUAGAGGACUGAGUGUUAUAAAAAUGGAUUUUGUUACUGUUCUUUUUUUCCCCAAAUUGUUUAUAGAUAAUGUAGCCAUCUCUGUGUGCCUUGCAAUCCAUGAUAAUUCACAGUGCACUGACUCAGUUCUCCUUUGCAUUUUGUAACACUGUACAUGUAAGUAUUGGGUUUAACAUUUAAAAAGCUGUUCAAAAUGUGAAUCAAGAAAAUAUGGUUUCAAAAUGUCAAUAGUAAUCAUGCUUUAGCUUUAAUAAUAAGACUCUCGCACAAUAAAGGAUGGACAAGUGCCAAAUAAAAAAAGGCGUUUAAAUACAAGCUGUCAUCAUCACAACAUAAGGUGAUACAUGAGCUAAGCAGCACAGUUACCAGGGGGUCUCAGGACAAAAGUGAGCCAAUGAAAGCAUUCCUGUCAACUUAUAGAUUUACUUAAAAAUCAUGCUUUACAUUUUCAGAUAUGUAUAUGUAUAUGUAUAUGCUUAAUCAGUGUAUUGAACUUUUUCCAUGUGUGUAAUGUAAUUGCAUGAAAAUCAGCUGUAGCUGACUCCUGAAAGUACUUAUUGUUAUUGAAAAGAAAUUGGUUAUUUUUCAUGAAACAAAAACU